ACAGAAUGAAUGCGUCGAGUGGCCGCUGCGACGUCGGCGCGCUCCCCCGGUGGUGGGCGACCUAGGGUUUCUCCCGUUCCCUCCCUAUCUCGAUCGCUUACGAUUGCCGCAGAUUGUUGCUGAAGGGGGAAAAGAGAAGGCUUUUCUUCUUCAACCUUCUUUUCUCAUGGCCGAGUCUCGGGUGAUAAUUGGUACCUUAGUUUCAUGUCAAAGAAACCUUGUUGCUGGCUGUUUGGCCUCAAAUGUACCAAUUUUUGAAGGAGCUAAUUUUGUUGGUCGCAACAACCUUAAUGUCUCUGACAAGCGAGUUAGUCGCAAACAUAUCAGCUUGCAAGCAUCAUUUGAUGGCUCAGCGGAAGUUGUUGUGGAAGGACCAAAUCCAAUAAUAUUCAGAUGUGGGGGUCAACGAAAGAAGCUCUCCUCCCAAGAGAAAGCGAAGCUUGAUGAUGGUGACAUUAUUGAAUUGAUUCCUGGUCGUUAUAUGUUUAAGUAUGUAAAGGCUGGAACUGAACAUGCAUCAUCUUCAAAAAUAGAUUCAAGUGUCUUAAAAAUAGAAAAAAGACAGUGUGAUGGUGAGACUUCAGUCAUUAAAAGAAAGCGACAAGCUGAUGAAUAUGAAUUUUCUUCAAGUACUUUGCAGGUGUCAAGUUAAAUUACUUUCCAUCUAUUACAUUCUUUCUAGCCUGUUGAUUGUUUUUGCAUGAGCAUAUCUUCUAUAUAUUAUGAAUGGAUAUAUUAUUGAUUCAUGUUUGGUUCUGUUUUUGAUUUCCGGUUGAACUGUACUGUUUACUCCAUUUUUAGGAACGGAAAUGGAGAAUGCUAAGUUGGAAAGGACUUUGUCUCUGUGUCAUGACUUUAAAGACACUGGAUCAAUGAUAGAUAAGUUCUAAAAUAGUAUCUGCAGGCUUGAUGAUGAAUUAGAAGCUUGCAAGGUUAAUUCAGACCACUUUUGUGGACGCCUCCAAUCAGUUCUUUUCCACGGACUGGAAUUAGCAGCUGGGAACCUAUAAUUUCUGUCAUGAUAAGUUUUUCUUUGUAUAGGUGUUUCUAGUACUUAAAUAUUGGUUUGGUAAUUAAAGGACAUAUUAAACAUUGGUCUGGUGGUGGUGUAUUGGACCCACUUACUAAAGGUUGAGGGUUCAAAUUCACACCCAAUAUAUUUUCCUCACUUAUCAAAGGUUGAGGGUUUGAAUCUUCUUCUGAUAUUUUUUUGGAAGGUGUCAGGCUAUCAGCUAGCUUAGCUGGUAAAGAUCCUGACAGUAUAUCGCAAGGUUCUGAACUCAAAUCUCACCUUAAGCACUUACCCUUUGCAACAAAUCAAUAUUACUAGUUCUUUUUCAUGUUUACCAAUUCUUGCAUACUAAUAUGGAACUUUGUGAUGAUUAAGUCCAUAUUUCAAAUAUUUUUGUAGACCAUCUGGAUAAUGCUUGUUAUUUGCUCAAAGUUGAAGUACAGCAUUAUAAGUGAUCCUGAUUCCAGAUUCUCCUAGAAUCAUGCUGAUUGAUUACUCAAAAAGACAACUCCCAAGGCAUUUUAUAGUUACCAGUUGAUUAUUAGAAGACCAAACAAACUUCCCUGUUGUAACACGUAAGGGAACCAUUUGGAUGAGAUUUAGCUGAAGAAGAUGAGUGUUGGUGCCAUAAUAAGGCUGCGUCUUUACCACCUGGUUGACCAGGUUUUUACCCUUGGAAACAGCCCCUCUACUUGGAGAGGUGAGGCUGCAUAUGCUGAGCUCUCUAGAUCUGGCAUUGCAGGAGUCCUGUGCAUUGCAUGCUCAUUUAUUUUUUAAGAAAACAACUCUAACUAGUAUAUGAUUGCAAUUGAAAAAUGCAUUUGAAAUUUGGUGCUGGACAUAUUAAACAAUGGUCUGGUGGUGGUGUAUUGGCCUCACUUACUAAAGGUUGAGGGUUCAAAUUCUCACCCAAUAUAUUUUCCCCACUUAUCAAAGGUUGAGGGUUUGAAUCUUCGUCUGAUAUUUUUUUUUGAAGGUGUCAGGCUAUCAGCCUGCUUAGCUGGUA
Molecule: messenger RNA, 2018 nt
Organism: Musa acuminata subsp. malaccensis (wild Malaysian banana)
Lineage: Eukaryota; Viridiplantae; Streptophyta; Magnoliopsida; Zingiberales; Musaceae
Source: RefSeq, a predicted model, not a curated record